Molecule: messenger RNA, 1508 nt
Organism: Agrilus planipennis (emerald ash borer)
Lineage: Eukaryota; Metazoa; Arthropoda; Insecta; Coleoptera; Buprestidae
Gene: RanBP3
Product: ran-binding protein 3
Exons: 7
Coding region: 130-1419 (429 amino acids)
Biological process (GO): protein export from nucleus
Cellular component (GO): cytoplasm; nuclear pore
Molecular function (GO): GTPase activator activity
Source: RefSeq, a predicted model, not a curated record
AUUAAUAAUAAUAACUUUCAACGUUUACUCUGAAACUUUAUAUUGCUCCUGGUAGUUUUUAUAUGCAUUAAUAAUACGUUUGAUAUUGCUAUCAUACCAUUUUUGCGUAGUACUAAUUCUUCUAAAACCAUGAAAAUUGAUAAAUCAUCUGAUAUUGACGAAGGGAGCAAUGAAAACAAGAAGAUAGAAGAAAAGGUAUUUGAAAUAAGUUCAUCACAAGUAUGCGCGCCGUUUUCGAAACCAAUACUAGCUGGAUCAAAACUUGCUGCUGUAACAAAUAAUUUCUUACCAAAUCCAGGAUCAGUAUUAAAACCUUCUUUUAUGGCCAGUGGCAGUGGUAAUAAUUUGUUAAAUAAAUCAGCUUUUGCUUUAAAUCCGAGUAAAUUGAAUCCAUUUGCUAAAGUGCCGACUGAAGAUGAUACAUGUAAUAAGAGUUCUGGAAGAAAUGAAGAAGGAGAAAAUGAUAAAGUAAUUAAUGGCAGUGCUGCUAAAUUUAUUCCAUUACAAAGAAAUAAAAAUAAACAGUUACAAGUUUCAGAAUGUGAAAAUGAUACUUCGGUUGUUAGUUCUACAACUUCAAAUUCUCAAACAGGAUUAACAGGAACAAACAAUUUUGUUUUUGGCCAAAAUAUCAAAGAUAGAGUUGUUACUGAUGACAAGGAUAUUGAACCAGAGCCUUCAUCUAGUGAAAGCAGUACCAGUAAUGGUAUUUCCGAUAUGUUGUUCACAUAUGCACUAAAAGGAAAUUUAACAACACAUGAAAAUAAAGGAAACAAUCCAGAUAGGAAACAAACUAAAUCUCUUAGCGAAUCUGCUCGUGAAUAUGAAGAAGCAAGGGCUAUAAAACGUAAAUAUGAAGAAGUAGAAGUAAAAACUGGUGAAGAAGGUGAAACAAACGUUGUACAAAUAAGUUGCAAACUUUUUGCAUAUGAUAAAAGCACAGGCGGUAGUUGGCAAGAGCGAGGCCGUGGAACUUUAAGACUAAACGAUCAGGAAAGUGGGAAAGAAAUAAAAAGUCGUCUGGUAUUCAGAACAAGUGGAAGCCUCCGGGUUGUACUUAAUACAAAGAUAUGGUCAGAUAUGAAUAUACAGCAAGCUAGUGAGAAAAGUAUACGUUUAACUGCAUUUGACAACGGAAAUAUUCGUGUUUUUCUUGUUAUGGGCAAUCAGGAAGAUAUAAGACAGCUUUAUAGACACUUAGAAUUAAGAAUAAAAAGGGAAAACGACAACCAACAUAACGACGAACAAAAGACGUCAUCUCAAGAAUGCUCCAGUUUAGAGUCAAAUCCCAAAAAGAUUGCAGUUGAUUCCGGAGGUUCACGUCUGUUUCAGUGGAUGUUCUGGAUUUUUGCUCUAAAAAAUAAAUUGUCUUUGUUAAAACUGGUAUACGAAAAUGCAAGAAAGACGACAAUCGUGUAACCUCAUGUUAAAAAUAAUUUGGUCUAUAAAAACGUACCUUGAGUAUAAAGACGAAAAAAUUGUGUUGGCAACUAGAAAAGUUAGGUCAU